Molecule: messenger RNA, 639 nt
Organism: Desarmillaria tabescens
Lineage: Eukaryota; Fungi; Basidiomycota; Agaricomycetes; Agaricales; Physalacriaceae
Exons: 2
Coding region: 1-639 (212 amino acids)
Source: RefSeq, a predicted model, not a curated record
AUGAUCCGUGUGGUGGUUGGACCGCCGGUUUCCAGGAACAAAACUCCGCUCUCUGAUAUUGCUGCUAAUACCCUUGUCCAGCACUAUAAUUCGGGCCCUUCUCCCAAAGUCCAUCAUCCCUUGAAUCCUGCAGUCAGACACUCAAAACCUCUUAACAAGAAGGCACAGUUUUUCGAGUAUGCAAUUCUUGAUGGUCGUCGCAUUGUACCAACGUCUCGGACAAAGCGGAAAAAUGCAGGUUCUUCAAUUGUCAAGGUUGUAUGGAAUGACGAAACAUAUACCGGUGUUAUCACCCACAUUUUCCGCCAUGACCAACUUUCAGUUAUGGACGAAAUCCUGUGGGCCGAGAUUCUGUGGAUGGCGAAGUUGGAUAUGUGUGCUGUCAAUGGCAAUCCUUGGAGUGAUUUCCCAGAACUGGAGGUUGAAUUUUGGCGUCAUGACUAUUAUCAUCAACCUGGUACACUGGGGGUACCUCCAAGCGUGAUCCCAUUCAAAGUCAUCUGGUGUCCAGCUGCAUGUGGGGAAUUAAAGCUGUAUCGGCCACCCAUGUGGGUGACAACGACAUUGCCCAGGGUACGUUCUCAACAUAUGUCACUUAUGAGUGUUGCUAAUAUGAUCUACAGCAUUCUUCUCUUCUAG